Messenger RNA from Topomyia yanbarensis, 1475 nucleotides. RefSeq lists its product as uncharacterized. The transcript has 3 exons. The record is from RefSeq and is a predicted model, not a curated record. Lineage: Eukaryota; Metazoa; Arthropoda; Insecta; Diptera; Culicidae. Bases 107 to 1363 code for a protein of 418 amino acids.
GCGCGUUUUUAGAGAUACACAAAACCGUGCCGAGUGCAUCAGCGGAACAUUGUCGGUAUCGUUUCGCUGAUUCGGACACACGUGACGGUAAAACUCGCUCACCACCAUGGCAUCGGAGGAAAUCCCCGGUCAACUACCGGUCGCUUCCAGUCACCACUUUCUGCAAAAGCUGGCAGGUGCCGAACUUAAUUCCGACGAUUUCGAACUGGAGAUUACGGCCGGUUCGAACAAGGGUGACAAUUACAGCUGUAGCAUCUACCAGGGGCGGGCUAUUUGCCGUCGAACCGGUAAACAGGUGAGCAUCAUCGCGAAACUUCCACCUCAGAGUGAGCAACGGCGGAAGCAGUUUUUUGUGCGGGAUUGCUUCGAGCGGGAGAUUAGCGUUUACAACGAAAUUUUCCCCAUGAUGAUGGAGUUUCAACGAUCCAAGGGGGUGAAACCGGAGGACUCGUUCCAUCAGGUUCCGCAUUGCCUCGAGAGUAGUUUCGUAGACCAUGAGGAGGCUCUUUUCAUGCGGGAUUUGAAAGAGGAGGGAUUUCGAAUGGUCGAUCGGCACAAGGAUAUGAGUUUGGAACAUUAUCAGCUGAUGAUGAGGGCUUUGGCUCGCCUACAUGCGACAUCGUUUGCGUUGAAGGAUCAACAUCCGGAAAAGAUGGAACGAUUUAGGAGCAUGCCGGACGUAUUGGCCCUUCCGGCUGCUAAUGCGCUGAUGGGACCGUGGUUUACUCAGAUGGCCGCCAGAGCCUUGGAACUACUGGAUGAGCAGAAAGAACCGGUUGUUUACCAUAGGACCAAAAAGGCUUUGGCCACGUCGUGGCCUGAAGUGACGAGUGAUUUAUAUACGGGUGAGAAUGCCGAACCUUAUGCGGUCAUCGGACAUGGUGACUGUUGGCACAAUAAUCUACUGUACAAGUAUGAGGACGACACCGCAAUCGACAUUCGCCUACUAGAUUGGCAAUGCUCCCGAUACGCCUCACCGGUAGUCGAUCUGAUGUACUUUAUCUUCAUCGCAUCUAGCAAAGCCUUUCGCGACCGGCACUACGAACAACUAUUGGAUUACUACCACCGCAAUCUGUCGGACCAUAUACGCCGGCUCGGAUCCGAUCCGGAGCGGUUGUUCCCUCGGGCGGCAUUCGAUCAACAGCUGCUCCGGUUCGGUCGUACCGGACUGAUUAUGGCCACCAUUGGGCUUCCGGUUAUUACCACCAAAAACGAAGAUGUGCCCAAUUUGGAAGAAUGGACCGAACAGAUUGACGCCGGUCUCGAUGUGUCGAAAAGUUUCAGCUCCAAAGGUAUGGAGACAACGUACCGGCGGAAUAUGACCGACUGCUGCCGGGAUAUGGUUCGGUUGGGGUAUAUUUAGGAUACUACUUAUAGUCAAAAUAGAGGGGGUACAUCUACAUGAAUGUAUAAAAAAGGAAAUCCGGGACAUAACCGAAUUAAAUUAGAAUACACUUUAGGAUGUCGAAAAAAUA